Molecule: messenger RNA, 14632 nt
Organism: Girardinichthys multiradiatus
Lineage: Eukaryota; Metazoa; Chordata; Actinopteri; Cyprinodontiformes; Goodeidae
Product: desmoplakin-like
Exons: 25
Coding region: 46-13995 (4649 amino acids)
Biological process (GO): wound healing; intermediate filament cytoskeleton organization; skin development
Cellular component (GO): intercalated disc; plasma membrane; intermediate filament
Molecular function (GO): structural molecule activity
Source: RefSeq, a predicted model, not a curated record
CACGGUCUGCUGUCCGCUUUGUCUGGCUGCCGUUUCUGGGUCAAAAUGAACACUUUCGGGUCCCAGCAGGCGCUUAACGUGAGCCGGAGGGUCGGCUCCAAGGGCGACCUCACCGGUGGAGGGACCUACCAUUACGCACGGAGCGACGUGGCGCAUGGAGGUGGUAAUGGAUACGACGUCUUCGUGGAGGGGUACAGAGGCUCGUCAAUUUCGAGGAAGUCGAUGAAGGGGCGCGGGAUGAUGAGUAUCACCACGGAGAGCGGCCCGAUGGGCGGAAUGAGUGGCUCCAUGUCCAUCAACCAGAGAGUCUUACAGCAGCAGAGUCUCUGCAAUGAGUACCUGAAGAAGGCCGAAUACAGCCAUCAGGCCGGCACCGGUGAUGUAGACUACUUCAUGGGGAUGGCAAGAGAUGCUGUAGAGCAGCUAAAUGGCUGCGCAUUUGAGAUGAGUCAACUGGGACAAUCCAAUGCAAAUGUAGUGAGGAGCGUGGAGCACUACACUGAGCAGCUGAAGGGGUUCCACAUGGGCAUGUCCAGCAACAUGCUGAGGAGAAGGAGCACCAGAAAAAGCUCUGGAGGCUGGGAUGAGUCUGAAAGGCGCUUCAAUGAUGCUAUGGCUUGGAUCACUCAGCAAAAGCAUUUGAUUGAAAUAGCCUAUUGGGGUGACGAGCCAGAAACCAUUGAGCAGGAGCUCAUCAGCCACCAGAGGUUUCAUGCCUCACUCCAGAUGUCUACUGAGAUGCAACAAGCAAUUGAUGACCUGAAAAAAAGAGGAGACAAAGCCAAUCAACGUACUCUGGAGCAGGAGUUUGAAAGUUUACAGAAAAUGUCGAAUUUGCGGACUGAGCAGCUGCGAGAGCUGAUCCAAAUUAUUCAGGAAAUAAUCAAUGAGAUCAUGUGGGUGAAUGAGAAGGAGGAAGAGGAGCUGGUGUUUGACUGGGGGGACAAGAACAUAGAACAGUACAUCCCCAAGAAGCAGGAGAGCUACUCGAAACUGAUGAGCCACCUGGAGGAGAAAGAGAAGGAUGUGCAGAAACUCAAGGCUAAAACGCAAAAGCUUCUGAAGAGCGAGCACCCGGCCUUUUACAUGGUUGAGGCUUACAUGGGUACUUUGCAGACUCAGUGGACCUGGCUUCUUCAAAUUAUAAAAUGCAUUGAUACUCAUCUGAAGGAGAACGCAGCUUACGCCGAGUUCUUCAGAGAGGCUAAUGACACAUACAAGGCUUUGCAAAAGGAACACGAGACAAUCCGAAAAACCUUCACCUGUGACAAGAACACCUCACUGGAGGACCUAAAGGAGCUCCUUAAAAGCUUGGAGCUGGAAAAGGAAACAAUCACAAACUAUAAGAGUCAAGUGCAACACCUGACCGCCAAGUCAAAGAACAUUGUAAGGCUGAAACCCCGAAACCCAGAGGAGAGGAGCAGCAGUGGCAUCAUCGUCAAGGCUCUGACUGACUUCAAACAAGACCAGAAGGUGAUCCUCAAAGACAACGAGGCCAUCCUGAAAGACAACAGUCAGCGCACUAAAUGGCACGUAACUGGCCCAGGGGGGCUCGACAUGUUAAUACCUUCCUUGUGCCUGAUUGUACCACCUCCUAAUCCACUGAGUGUCAGCCUCGCCAACAAGAAUGAUCAGUAUUACGAAGCCAUCAUGUCAAUCUGGAAUCAGCUGUACAUCAACGUUAAGAGUCUCAUCGCCUGGCACUACUGUCUCAUGGAUAUUAACUAUGUCAACUCCCUCACCAUCUCUAUGUUGUCCAAGAUGCGUCCCGAGGAAUACCGUCAAAUCAUGAAGAAGCUGGAAACCCACUUUGACGAGUUCAAAAUCAGGAGCAGUGGCUCUGAGAUGUUUGGUGACGAGGACAAGAGGAGCAUUGAAAACCAGGUUACUGGGGCCCAGGCCCAUUACGACAAGCUGGUAGUGGAGCUGCCCACAUAUGUUGUACAUCAGAAACAAAUAGAAGUACAUCAGGUUCCCGAACAACAAGUUCAGCCGCAACUGAUCAUAGUACAACAACAACCUCAGCAACAACAACAACAACACCAAAUACUACUACUACAACAAGAACAGCAAAAACAACAACAACUACUUCUACUACAACAGCAACAAGAAAAACAGCAACAACUAAUGCUACUACAACAACAGCAACAAGAAAAACAGCAACAACUAAUACUACAACAGCAACAAGAAAAACAGCAACAACUAAUGCGACUACAACAACAGCAACAAGAAAAUCAGCAACUACUAAUGCUACAACAGCAGCAAGACAGACAGCAACAAUUAAUAUUACAACAGCAACAAGAAAAACAGCAGCAACUACUACUACAACAGCAACAAAAAGCUGCAGCAGAAGAGGAAGCCAAGAGGCUGGAGGAAGAAAGACGUCAAACAGAGCUUAAAAACCAGGCGAAGAAAGAGGUGAUGGAGAAGGAGCAGGUGAUCAAGAAAGACAUGAUGAAAGUGACAAAAACAGAGCAAAAGAGAAAGGUUUCCUCCUCCUCUAUGUUCUCUUUGUCAUCUCAUCUCUUAUCGGAGCUGCAUGCCCUCAGACUGAGGAUGGAUGCUGCUGAGGGUUCGCUUAGUCAGUAUGUACAUAUUUGCUUCGGAGAUGACGGUGUUCGAGAUUGUGGUCUAAAGAUUACUCAGCUAGAGUCGGUACAGGAUAAUGUUGACUUGAUGCGUGAUGAGUAUCUACGUUUAAGAGAGCGUAUCCUGAAGGAGCUGGAAAACAUGAAUGACUUGGAUAAAGCACAGUUCCUCCGCAGUGAGAUCGGAGUGAUCAACCAGAAACUGGGCAGUCUGGAGAGCAGCUCAUCUGCUUAUGUACUAAGGCUACGGGCUCUAAGAGACAUGCUGGAGAGCAUAGCACGAGCUGAGGACAUAGUUAAAGUUCAUGAAGCAAGACUGACAGAAAAAGACACCACUUCUCUAUCUUCAGCUGAAGUCAAUGAAUACAUGGAGACCCUGAAGAAUAUGAAAGCAGAGCUGGGGAAGAAGACAGAUGUUCUGACCUCUAUGAAUUCAGAGCUGUCCAAGGCGAGCCACUGGAACAGUCAGAUGGGCAGCUCCUACCACAGAUGUGACCUGAUGCUGUCAAAGUUCACAGAGCAGGUGGGCUUGCUGUCUGACCGCUGGAGACGAAUCCAGGCCCAGAUUGACACCAGACUGCAGGACUUGCAGCUUUAUCUGCCUCAGUUGCAGCAGUACAAGCUAACCAGCACUUCUAUCACUGAAUGGAUUGAUGCCACACGUAAAAAACAGGACGUCAUGCAGGCCACCAAGAUAGAGAGCGUUCAAGAACUAAAAGAGCACAUUACCAACCAAAAGGCGCUGAACACAGAAAUCAAAGCGAAGCGGGAGACAAUAGAGAGUGUGCUGAGAGACAAUGAGACAUGUGUGAAUACUGUCAAGGACUAUGAAACAGACCUCACUUCUUACACCUCUGGGCUGGAAACAUUGCUCAACGUUCCCAUCAAGAGGACAAUGCUUAAGUCACCGACGAUGGAGCUUAACCAAGAGGCUAUACACCUUCAAACUCGUUACAUGGAGCUGCUUACUCUGUCUGGUGACUACUACACAUACCUUGGAGAGUUGCUCAAAAACAUGGAGGAGCUUAAGAUGCGCAACACCCAGAUCGAUCUGCUCGAAGAGGAACUUCGCCUUUUAAGAGAGGAAAUGCAAGAGCGCAAUGCCAAAAACAAAUCGUUGGAAGAGGCUGUUGCUCAAUUCAAACUGCAGCUGUCACAGUCUCAGGAACAGUUGCUGUCACUGGAGGAGGUGAAGCAAACAACCGCGCUGCAAUGCAGUGCCACCAAGGACAGCCUAGACUCCACUCAGGGCCAGCUGGCUGAUCUCAACACCGAGGUGGAACAUCUCAAGUACCUACUUGGUGAAGAGAAAAGGAAGACAAAGCUGGCAGAGGAGCGCUACACUCAGCAGCAAGAAGAGUACGACUCAGUACUGAGAAAGAGGCAGCAAGAGCUGGAGACAGUCAGCUGGUCCAAAGUAGCAGUGGAGAAGAGUUUGGCAAAUAAGGAGCAAGAGACGGAGCAGAUGCGGCGGCAGCUAGCCGAGGAGUUAGCAAGGUUGAUGGAGCUGCAAAAAGAGAUGUCAAAGGUAAGGACCCAUUUCAGUACGGAGAUCAAUAACUUAAAGCUCAGCUAUGAAUCCCAGAUCCAAGUCAAUCUUACAGACAUCCAGAGGCUUUCAGUCCAGAGGGACGAGGAUACAGCUGAACUCCAGAUACAAUAUGACAGGAUGGACGCAGAGAGGCGGAAUCUAGAAGAUGAACUCAGGAGGCUUAGGACUUUUAUCAGCCAGACUGAAGAGCACAAGAAGAGGGUGGAUGAGGAAGCUUGCAAUCAGCGGGCUAUGCUUAUAGAGGAUGGGCACAAGAGGAGAGAAAUGGAAAGUCAAAUGGAGCUGCUAAUAAGGCAGAGAGAUGAGGAAAGGAACCAGCAUAGAGAAGAGCUGGCUGAAGUCUUGAAGACUCUACAGGUGAAGAAUGACCAACUGGUUUAUGUUACUCACGGUUUAGAGGAGGAGACACGCAGAAGGAAGACAACAGAAGAGGGGAAGAUUGUGCUUGAGCAGUCCUUAGCUCAGUUACAGGUGAAGCUGAACAGUUCGUUGGUGGCUUUAACCCAACUGAGGAAGUGCGAGGAGGAGCUUCUUCAGAUGCGUUUACAACUGGAAAGAGAGAACAAGGAGCGAUGCAGAGUGGAGGAUAACAUGAUCAAUUUGCAGGGACGCAUCAAAGACCUGCAGGCUGUUAGAGAUAGCCUUGAAGGCCAGGUAGAAAAUCUGAGGAUAGUGCAUCAAGAGGAGGUAGGCAGGAAAAGGCAGAUAGAAGCAGAAUUAGAAAAGACCACCGUGACCAUGACAGAGUACACAAGCACCAUCGCUAGAUUGCGCCAGAGCCAAGAACAGGCUAGCACAUCAGAAAAGAAAAGUGAAGAAAAGCACAUUCGGCUAAAAGACGAGCUUGAGAAAACCUUGAGACAAACCCAAAACUGCUCACACCAAAAUACUCAACUAAGUGCAGAGCUGAAAACCAUAAAGCAGCAACUUCUGCUGGAGCAGUCCAGAGUGAAGGAGGCAAACCUCAGAAAUGAGGGUCUUUACAAAACUAUUGAGGAGAAGAGUAAGGCACUUAAUGAUAACUCUGCUGAGCUACAGAGGCUUAAGGAGUUAAUUGAAACACAGACCAAAGAACAGUUGAGGAUGGAGGUGGAGCUGAGGGCAGUGCGACAGGAUCAAGAAGAACUCUUGAAAUCCAAAAAGGAAAUUGAUGAUGAGCUCUCCUCGCAAAUUACUGCCCUGGAACUACAGCUGCAAGCGAGUGAGCGCAACAAUGCCGAGCACCGCAACCUGGUGUCAGAACUUUCCUCUGAGCGUGAAAAACUGAAGCUGGAGGCUGGGAAAAUACAAAAGCAGGUCAAAGAGACAAAUGCAACGAUACAGUCCCUCCAGUCCAAGUACAGUGAGAUUGUAAGUGAGAGAGAUUCUCUGUUGCUGAAAUUGCAGCGGUUGGAAAUGGACAAAGAGCACAAGCAAAGACUAGAGGAAGAACUGAGCCACAUAAAACUUUCUCUGGAGUCAGAGUUUCGCACAAAGCAACGUCUACAAGAGGAGAAUGACAGGGUGAAGAGAGACUUGAGUUAUUGGAAGGAUCAAUGUGACGGCAAACAAAGUUUGAUAAGACAGUAUGACACAGACAAGGAUAUUCUCGAAAGGGAAAAGAAAUCUUUAAAAAGUGAGAUAGAGACAUUGAUGAAAGAACUGAGGGAACCUGAGGAGAAAUAUAAGAGUAGACUAUUACUUCUUCAAAAAGAACUGCAAGAUGUGACAACUGUUAAAAAGACCGUGGAGACUGAGCUAAAGCAAACUAGAGAGCCUCCAACCAUGGAUGCCUCCUCUGUGGUUUUUGAUGGAGUCCGCAAGCCAGUCACUGCAAAGCAAUUACUUGACUGUGGAGUUUUAGACAAAACAACAUAUAACCAGCUUGUGAAGGGACAUAAGAUCGUUCCAGAAGUGUCUGCUGAGAAAAAAGUCGCUCUUAAAGGCACAGGCCCAAUAGCUGGGGUUAUAAUUGAAAGUCCCAAAGGUCCAGCAAUAAGCAAUAAGCCACUUUGCAAACUGACAUUUACUGAGGCCAAGAGGGAAAACCUCCUUCCACCAGAUAGCAUUGACCUGCUUCUUGAUGCUCAAGCUGCUACAGGGCACAUAAUUGACCCAAGAACCAAUCAGAAGCUAACAGUGAAAGAAGCAUAUAAUCAAGGAGUUAUUGAUGACGAGGACAGAGAAAGGUUACUUGCAGCUGAAGCAGCAACUGUAGGAUACAGUGCACCUGGCACAAACAAACCACUGUCAGUAUUUCAGGCCAUGAAAAAGGGACUUACUGACAAGAACACAACUCUGCGUUUUCUACAAGCCCAGGAGUCAGUUGGGGGCAUCUUAGAUCCUAUACUCAGUGUGUUCCUCCCUAGAGACAUUGCCAGUGAGCGUAAUCUUAUUGAUGAUAACAUGUCCUAUGCUCUGAAUCAGAGGCCGGAGCUUUAUCUAGACCCAGAAACUGAGAAAGAUGUGACCUAUAUGGCAAUGAAACGAAAGUGUAAAAUAGAGCCACAAACAGGUCUUCUUCUUCUCCCUAUUCCUGAGAAAGUCGAUCCCUCUAACCUUGUAUUUGAUGGUGUUCGGAAACCUGUCACAGCCAAGCAUCUGCUUGAUUGUGGUGUUCUUGACAAACCAACUUUUAGAGAUCUAGAAAAUGGAAAGAAAACAGUACCUGAGGUCUCUGUGGACAAAACCGUUAAUUUAAAGGGUACUGGGCCCAUAGCUGGUGUUAUAGUAAGUGGUCGGCGUAAAAUGUCUUUAACUGAAGCAAAACAACAAAUGCUACUGCCCGAUGAAUGUGCAGAUUUGCUACUAGAGGCUCAGGCAGCUACAGGUCACAUAAUUGACCCAAAGGCUAAUAAAAAGUUGACUGUUGAAGAGGCUUGUGCAAAAGGGUUGGUGGACCUUAAUGACCUGGACAGACUAUUGGCAUCAGAAGCUGCAGCAAUUGGCUAUAAAGAUCCUAACGUACCCAAAGUUAUCUCAGUUUUUCAGGCCAUGAAGAAGGGACUUAUAGAUGAUAAAAUUGGGUUGCGACUGCUGCAGGCACAAGAGUCAGUUGGAGGAAUCCUAGAUCCCAAUCUUAGUGUAUUUCUACCAAGAGAUACAGCUAUUAAGCGCAAACUUUUUGAUGAAAAUUUGUGUCAAGCCCUAUACCACAGGCCUGAAUAUUAUAUUGACCCUGAGACAGAACAACAUACCAGCUAUCAGGCACUCAAAGAAACUUGCAAAAUAGAACCACAUACAGGUUUGUUACUUUUACCCAUCUCUGAAAAGUUAGAUCCUUCAAAACUGGUCUUUGAUGGUGUAAGAAAGCCUGUAACAGCAAAGCAGUUAUUUGAUUGUGAGGUCCUGGACAAACCGACUUUGAAAAAGUUAAUGACAGGAGACAAAACUGUUCCAGAGGUGUCUGGGGAUAAGAAGAUAUUUCUAAAAGGAACAGGAUCCAUUGCUGGUGUCACCGUUGGAUCUUUAGAGAAAAUGUCAUUGUCAGAGGCCAAGAAACAGAUGCUUAUGCCUCCAGAGAGUGCAGAUUUACUUCUUGAGGCCCAGGCCGCCACAGGUCACAUCACUGACCCAAUCUCCAAUCAGAAAUUGACAGUAGAAGAGGCCUGUGCAAGGGGAGUGGUGGACAGAAGUGAUCGAGAUAAACUCUUAGCAGCAGAAGCUGCUGCUGUUGGAUAUAAGGAUCCUCGCACAGGUCAGUCUCUCUCAGUGUUUGAGGCAAUAAAGAAGGGAUUAAUUGACAAAAAGACUGGAGUGCGCUUGCUGCAGGCCCAGGAAUCUGCAGGGGGUAUUCUCGAUCCAAACCUCAGUGUUUUCCUCCCUAAAGAAACUGCUAUGAAGCGCAACCUUUUGGAUGAAGACCUCUGUCGUGCCCUCAACCAGAAUCCCGAGUGUUACCUUGAUCCAGACACAGAGCGUGAUGCCAACUAUGGUGCUUUAAAGAGGAAAUGCAAAAUAGAACCACACACUGGUCUGAUGCUUCUGCCACUUGCUGACAGGAAGGAUCCCUCCAAACUGAUGUUUGAUGGCGUGCGAAAGCCAGUCUCUGCACAGCAAUUGUUGGAGUGUGGUGUGCUUGACAAACCAACUUUUAACAAGUUGAUCAAAGGGGAGAAAACUGUCCCAGACGUUUCUGUAGAUAAAAAGAUAUUUCUAAAAGGAACAGGAUCCAUUGCUGGUGUCACCGUUGGAUCUUUAGAGAAAAUGUCAUUGUCAGAGGCCAAGAAACAGAUGCUUAUGCCUCCAGAGAGUGCAGAUUUACUUCUUGAAGCCCAGGCUGCCACAGGUCACAUCACUGACCCAAUCUCCAAUCAGAAAUUGACAGUAGAAGAGGCCUGUGCAAGGGGAGUGGUGGACAGAAGUGAUCGAGAUAAACUCUUAGCAGCAGAAGCUGCUGCUGUUGGAUAUAAGGAUCCUCGCACAGGUCAGUCUCUAUCAUUGUUUGAGGCAAUAAAGAAGGGAUUAAUUGACAAAAAGACUGGAGUGCGCUUGCUGCAGGCCCAGGAAUCUGCAGGGGGUAUUCUCGAUCCAAACCUCAGUGUUUUCCUCCCUAAAGAAACUGCUAUGAAGCGCAACCUUUUGGAUGAAGACCUCUGUCGUGCCCUCAACCAGAAUCCCGAGUGUUACCUUGAUCCAGACACAGAGCGUGAUGCCAGCUAUGGUGCUUUAAAGAGGAAAUGCAAAAUAGAACCACACACUGGUCUGAUGCUUCUGCCACUUGCUGACAGGAAGGAUCCCUCCAAACUGAUGUUUGAUGGCGUGCGAAAGCCAGUCUCUGCACAGCAAUUGUUGGAGUGUGGUGUCCUUGACAAACCAACAUUUAACAAGUUGAUCAAAGGGGAGAAAACUGUCCCAGAAGUUUCUGUAGAUAAAAAGAUAUUUCUAAAAGGAACAGGAUCCAUUGCUGGUGUCACCGUUGGAUCUUUAGAGAAAAUGUCAUUGUCAGAGGCCAAGAAACAGAUGCUUAUGCCUUCAGAGAGUGCAGAUUUACUUCUUGAAGCCCAGGCUGCCACAGGUCACAUCACUGACCCAAUCUCCAAUCAGAAAUUGACAGUAGAAGAGGCCUGUGCAAGGGGAGUGGUGGACAGAAGUGAUCGAGAUAAACUCUUAGCAGCAGAAGCUGCUGCUGUUGGAUAUAAGGAUCCUCGCACAGGUCAGUCUCUAUCAGUGUUUGAGGCAACAAAGAAGGGAUUAAUUGACAAAAAGACUGGAGUGCGCUUGCUGCAGGCCCAGGAAUCUGCAGGGGGUAUUCUCGAUCCAAACCUCAGUGUUUUCCUCCCUAAAGAAACUGCUAUGAAGCGCAACCUUUUGGAUGAAGACCUCUGUCGUGCCCUCAACCAGAAUCCCGAGUGUUACCUUGAUCCAGACACAGAGCGUGAUGCCAGCUAUGGUGCUUUAAAGAGGAAAUGCAAAAUAGAACCACACACUGGUCUGAUGCUUCUGCCACUUGCUGACAGGAAGGAUCCCUCCAAACUGAUGUUUGAUGGCGUGCGAAAGCCAGUCUCUGCACAGCAAUUGUUGGAGUGUGGUGUCCUUGACAAACCAACAUUUAACAAGUUGAUCAAAGGGGAGAAAACUGUCCCAGAAGUUUCUGUAGAUAAAAAGAUAUUUCUAAAAGGAACAGGAUCCAUUGCUGGUGUCACCGUUGGAUCUUUAGAGAAAAUGUCAUUGUCAGAGGCCAAGAAACAGAUGCUUAUGCCUUCAGAGAGUGCAGAUUUACUUCUUGAAGCCCAGGCUGCCACAGGUCACAUCACUGACCCAAUCUCCAAUCAGAAAUUGACAGUAGAAGAGGCCUGUGCAAGGGGAGUGGUGGACAGAAGUGAUCGAGAUAAACUCUUAGCAGCAGAAGCUGCUGCUGUUGGAUAUAAGGAUCCUCGCACAGGUCAGUCUCUAUCAGUGUUUGAGGCAACAAAGAAGGGAUUAAUUGACAAAAAGACUGGAGUGCGCUUGCUGCAGGCCCAGGAAUCUGCAGGGGGUAUUCUUGAUCCAAACCUCAGUGUUUUCCUCCCUAAAGAAACUGCUAUGAAACGCAACCUUUUGGAUGAAGACCUCUGUCGUGCCCUCAAACAGAAUCCCGAGUGUUACCUUGAUCCAGACACAGAGCGUGAUGCCAGCUAUGGUGCUUUAAAGAGGAAAUGCAAAAUAGAACUACACACUGGUCUGAUGCUUCUGCCACUUGCUGACAGGAAGGAUCCCUCCAAACUGAUGUUUGAUGGCGUGCGAAAGCCAGUCUCUGCACAGCAAUUGUUGGAGUGUGGUGUGCUUGACAAACCAACAUUUAACAAGUUGAUCAAAGGGGAGAAAACUGUCCCAGAAGUUUCUGUAGAUAAAAAGAUAUUUCUAAAAGGAACAGGAUCCAUUGCUGGUGUCACCGUUGGAUCUUUAGAGAAAAUGUCAUUGUCAGAGGCCAAGAAACAGAUGCUUAUGCCUCCAGAGAGUGCAGAUUUACUUCUUGAAGCCCAGGCUGCCACAGGUCACAUCACUGACCCAAUCUCCAAUCAGAAAUUGACAGUAGAAGAGGCCUGUGCAAGGGGAGUGGUGGACAGAAGUGAUCGAGAUAAACUCUUAGCAGCAGAAGCUGCUGCUGUUGGAUAUAAGGAUCCUCGCACAGGCCAGUCUCUAUCAGUGUUUGAGGCAAUAAAGAAGGGAUUAAUUGACAAAAAGACUGGAGUGCGCUUGCUGCAGGCCCAGGAAUCUGCAGGGGGUAUUCUCGAUCCAAACCUCAGUGUUUUCCUCCCUAAAGAAACUGCUAUGAAGCGCAACCUUUUGGAUGAAGACCUCUGUCGUGUCCUCAACCAGAAUCCCGAGUGUUACCUUGAUCCAGACACAGAGCGUGAUGCCAGCUAUGGUGCUUUAAAGAGGAAAUGCAAAAUAGAGCCACACACUGGUCUGAUGCUUCUGCCACUUGCUGACAGGAAGGAUCCCUCCAAACUGAUGUUUGAUGGCGUGCGAAAGCCAGUCUCUGCACAGCAAUUGUUGGAGUGUGGUGUGCUUGACAAACCAACAUUUAACAAGUUGAUCAAAGGGGAGAAAACUGUCCCAGAAGUUUCUGUAGAUAAAAAUAUAUUUCUAAAAGGAACAGGAUCCAUUGCUGGUGUCACCGUUGGAUCUUUAGAGAAAAUGUCAUUGUCAGAGGCCAAGAAACAGAUGCUUAUGCCUCCAGAGAGUGCAGAUUUACUUCUUGAGGCCCAGGCCGCCACAGGUCACAUCACUGACCCAAUCUCCAAUCAGAAAUUGACAGUAGAAGAGGCCUGUGCAAGGGGAGUGGUGGACAGAAGUGAUCGAGAUAAACUCUUAGCAGCAGAAGCUGCUGCUGUUGGAUAUAAGGAUCCUCGCACAGGUCAGUCUCUAUCAGUGUUUGAGGCAAUAAAGAAGGGAUUAAUUGACAAAAAGACUGGAGUGCGCUUGCUGCAGGCCCAGGAAUCUGCAGGGGGUAUUCUCGAUCCAAACCUCAGUGUUUUCCUCCCUAAAGAAACUGCUAUGAAGCGCAACCUUUUGGAUGAAGACCUCUGUCGUGCCCUCAACCAGAAUCCCGAGUGUUACCUUGAUCCAGACACAGAGCGUGAUGCCAGCUAUGGUGCUUUAAAGAGGAAAUGCAAAAUAGAACCACACACUGGUCUGAUGCUUCUGCCACUUGCUGACAGGAAGGAUCCCUCCAAACUGAUGUUUGAUGGCGUGCGAAAGCCAGUGUCUGUUACAGAUCUGGUUGAUGCAAACCUGCUAAACAAAUCUGAUGUGGACCAACUGAAUGCAGGUAAACUUACAAGCCAAGACAUUGAGGAUCGCCUGCGGUCAUACCUGGGAGGUUCCACUUGCAUAGCAGGAGUUUAUGAUGAAGCCAGUGAUAAAGUGCUGUCAAUCUAUCAGGCUAUGAAGAAUAAACUUUUGCGACAGGGCAACACUCUAGAACUGCUUGAAGCGCAAGCUGCAUCGGGUUAUAUGAUUGAUCCUGUCAAUAAUCUCUUUCUGACUGUUGCUGAAGCCUACAAUAGAAGACUUUUUGGGCAUGAGUUUAAAGACAAACUGCUUUCAGCAGAAAAGGCUGUAACUGGUUACAAAAUGCCUAGAUCAGGCAAGAUAAUCUCCCUCUUUCAGGCCAUUGAGAGUGGUCUAGUCGAAAAGGGACAUGGCAUUCGUCUGUUAGAGGCCCAGAUUGCCAGCGGAGGCAUCAUUGAUCCCCAACACAGUCACCGUAUUGAUGUGAAUGUUGCCAUCAAGAGAGGCUGCUUUAAUGAGGAAAUUAACAAGAUCCUGACUGAUGAGAGUGAUGACACUAAAGGUUUCUUUGAUCCCAACACAGAGGAAAACCUAACUUAUCUGGAACUUAAAAAACGAUGUAUCUUAGAUAAGAACACCGGGCUCGUCCUGUUGCCAAUCAUAGACAAAAAGAAGCAGGAGUCAAGCCAAAAGAACACCGUAAGGAAAAGGAGAGUGAUAAUUGUGGAUCCAGUGACUGAUAAAGAGAUGACAGUACAUGAAGCGUACAAGAAAGGGUACAUUGACUAUGAUACCUACCUGGAGCUGUCAGAGCAGGAGUGUGAGUGGGAAGAGAUUACUAACACUGCUCCAGAUGGUUCCAUGCGACUUGUUAUCAUUGACAAGUCAACUGGAAGACAAUAUGAUAUCGAUGACCUACUUGAAAAACGAGUCAUUGAGCAGUCUGAUGUGGAGCAGUAUCGCUCACAUGCCAUCACCAUCAACCAAUUUGCAGACAUCAUCAGUUGUAAGACCAAACACAAGUCAUCAUCUUUAUCAUCAUCGUUAUCCAAAUCAUCAAAUUUAACUCCAGAGCCAUCAGGCAGAUCAUCAGUAACACAAUCAUCAUCAUCACUGGAAACAACUUCACAAACUUCAAAAUCUCUGAGCUCAUCUUCAACAUUAUCAACCUCAAGAACAUCAGAAGUCUCUGUUCCAGCAUCAUUUACGUCAUCUUCCCUGUCCUCUUCUUCAUCAACUUUUGUAUCGAGACCGCUAUCUCCUACCUUCACCAAAACAACUACAACAAAAACUACCACAAUCACAGAGAGGAGCUCCUUAUCUAGGACUAUUGCUGAUUUCUCAGACUCCCAAAAGCAUGUAUCCAGUGAAUCUUUUUCUCUGUCCCUUCCUCUUGAAGCAGUUGGUGAGGUGGAACCUGUAGGGGCUGUUUUUGACACGGAGACAGUAGAGAAGAUUUCAAUCACGGAGGCUUUAAAUCGGGGUCUAGUAGAUUCCAUCACAGCCCAAAGACUGCUUGAGGCCCAAGCUUGCACUGGAGGAAUUGUCAAUCCCACAAAUGGCAAGAGGCUCAGCAUCCAAGAGGCUUCCCGCAUGGCUAUAAUAACUCAUGACAUGGUCACUAAACUCAAGCCUGCCCAGAAAGCAUAUUUUGGUUUUGAGGAUAUAAAAACCAAUAGGAAGUUGUCAGCUGCUCAGGCCUUGAAGGAAAGGUGGCUGCCAUAUGAUGCAGGGCAGAGAUUUCUGGAGUUCCAGGUUGCAACAGGUGGGCUUUAUGACCCAGAGAAGGGCUGUAGGAGAAGCAUUGAGGAUGCAUUGAAAAUUGGCUGGAUAGAUGUGAGAGCGGCACAAAAGCUCCAGGACAUCAAACACCAUACAAAAAAUCUGACAUGUCCCAAGAGCAAACUUAAGGUUUCUUACAAAGAACUGCUUGAUAACUGUCUAAUUGAGGAGAGCACUGGGGUGAAAAUGUUUCAGGCAUCAUCAGUCUCUUCUAGAGGUAUCAGUAGUCCGUACAACGUUGCUUCAGCCCCAGGAUCCACGCCAGGUUCCAGGAGUGGCUCACAAAGGGGCUCGCGCAGAAGCAGUGUGGACCUGGGCUAUUCAUUACCACAAUACAGUUUUACUAGCUUCACCAGCUUUUCCUCUACCAAAUAAAUCCAGAAAAGGCAAAUGCUUUCACAUAUAUCUGCUUUUCUUGCAAAUUAGUAAUGAUGUUUAGAAUAUUGUGUGUGGGAAUCUACUAAAUGUUUUCUGUGUGCAGAAAAAUAUUUUUAAAUAUUCUUAAAUUUUGGCUUCAGUUUUACUUUGCUUUAAGUAAAACAGAUAUGAAGAACACUAAUAGAAUAGUUGUGUCACAAUAAACAAACACAUUAUUGACAGACACCUUAAGGUAUUUGGAGAGAAAAUAAAGUUGUUAUAGUAAUUAUUGGUAUUUUUAAAAUAAUUCUUCAAAUUGCCAUAUUUGUGUUUGCACGCUGUGUUUCAAAAAUAUUCUUUUUCCAAAGUUUUAUAGAAUAUCAUCCUCUCAAUUCGAAUUAUUACUAUAAACAGCUUGUCUUUCAUGAAUUAUCAAAAUAUGAUCUGUAUGUUUUCUGGGGAAUAGGUAUUAAGUUUGGUAAAAGCGGUUCUUUUUUUACUUAGCAAGUUGUUUGGAGGGUUAUUUUCUGAUUAGCACUAUAUACACUGUUUAAUUUGUCACCAUCAUUUAAUAAAGCAUAGAGUUUGUUGCUUUAGUGGAUUUGAAAUCAUUUUUGUGCAUGGUCAUUCUUGAACAAUAAACACAUUGAGGACA